Messenger RNA from Orbicella faveolata, 4514 nucleotides. Its product is annotated as putative histone-lysine N-methyltransferase PRDM6. Gene Ontology annotation, molecular function: protein binding. The record is from RefSeq and is a predicted model, not a curated record. Lineage: Eukaryota; Metazoa; Cnidaria; Anthozoa; Scleractinia; Merulinidae. Gene Ontology annotation, cellular component: nucleus. Gene Ontology annotation, biological process: regulation of gene expression.
UUCAAAACUUCUUUUUAUCCGGAAAAUUACUACAAGCCCGCUUCUAAAACGGUUUUUUUUAGAAACACCAUUAGCAAUGUAGUAGGUAAAUAUUUGAAUUCUCAAGUAAUUUAGAGGUUAAAUUGCUAAUUUUUUAUUUUAAUAGAAACCAACAGGAAAUAGCUGCUUGCUAAAAUAAAUAAAUUUAACAAUGAGUUGUUGUGUAAUUGUGUUUUUGUGUUUUUGUGACGAUAUCAGUCUGACUGUUAAGUUUACUACACUUUGCAGUAACUUUUGACAGAAAAGUCAAUUAGUAAAUGAUAACAGUGAACAAUGCACAAGAAUGAAACUGUGACUUUGUCAUGUUAUCAGGUUUUUAGAACGGGGUAUGGGUCUGGGUACAACUGUGUGACUGAUCAUGCGUGACCAUCCCUGAAAAGGAUUCUGGACAUGGAGAUGGUAAUCGUAGCUAACUGUUGAGGUUUUAUUAUGUCCUCGCAUUGGAUAAAUUUUAGUUCUUUGGAGAACUUUAAUUGUUUUCGCUCGGACAUUCGUUUUGUGCAUGCAAGCCUUGCGAAGUUGUUUUCAAAGAGUUUUACGGCCUCUAGUUCUCUGUCGGUAUCCAGUAGGCAAUAAAAAGAAAAACCACUCCCUUUUGUGUUUUUUCUUUUUCAUCUUCCACUGUACGGUUCAUUUAUCUUCAUUUUUUUGUGUGGCUCAUUAAGGUCAGUUUGAAUUUUUCAUUGACAGUCAAAAGAAAUCAACUUUAUCACUUUAAACCUCGUAGGUAAGCAAAAAAUAGAGCAUUUGUUUGACCUUCAUGCUUUGCUGAAACGAUUGGUGCACUAGCCAUCGAGUAACUCCACAAAAACGGAACAUGUUUUGCCACGAAAUUCUUUAUUGAUAAAGUACGUGAUGAGGACAAGCUUAUUAUUUCUCCAGCGUUACGCUACACUUUUGUCAUUUAUUUUUCGCAUUCCCCAGUGAGCACAGAAGACUAUAAUUAGAAGUGAAUAACUAAUCAACGCGAAAACUAAGGGAUAAAUCUUAAAAAAAACAAUUUCGACUUCCGCUUUUCCAUUUUGCGCGGGGAAAUUCGACAAAUCAAAAUCUACGCAAAAUAUUUCUGCAAAUGAAAUUAGAAGUUCGUUGAUUAGGCUAUCAUCUAUGAACGGGCGUCUUUUGUACGCAUGAGCAGUUAUAUCGAUCAAGGUCUUUUGUGUUUCUUGGAGAGAAAAACAUAACGUCGCCAUCACAGAUAAUUAACCAAUCUUAUCUUUUUCAUCAAUUUCGAGAGUUCUUAGUCGACAUGCAAAAGUCCUAGCUCCACAUUACUUACUGAAACUUUCUUCAGACAGUCCUCGAGCUAAGCGUCGAUUUAUUGUUUUGUAAACAUUUUUUUCGAAAAGCGGCCAAGCACAAACGAAGAGAAAUAAAAGACAAAAGUGCUUGAGAUUCCUUUGUACUCCAUCUUAUUAUUGGUGGUAAUUCUCCGUGAAAAUAAUGCACUUUUGUCUUCAAAGGCUGUGAAUAUUGCAUAAAAGGCGUAAGCUUUAACAUCGCCCGCCUUUUGGUAAAUAAGACCUUUAAACUAAUCAGCUAUUCGGUGCUCGAGGUGGAACGCAAGCAAGCAGUUAGACAAAUCUCAACUCCCAAAAGUUGUAAGAUAUCACCUUCUGGACCGCAAAGUAUAUACCAUUACCACAUCGUCGACAGUUUGAGAACACUGGAAAUGGAAGUCGAAAACAAGGUAAGGAUAAAUUUUGUUUCAGACAGCGUAGUUUGGGUGAGCGCUUGUAAGUUAAGUGGUGAAUCGCAUUGUUGCACAGAAAUUCCACUCCUUGACAGUAGACGAAGUAACAACCAGCUGUCAGCAGGCAUUUUCGCGCGGUUUUUGACACUUUCGACUGUUUGGCCAAUUUGCUGGUUGUGAAAAGCGCGAAACUUUUGCUUGCUUUUUCUUGGUUUCUUCACCCACUUGCAAUUGAGCUAGUUACGCCUCACCGAGUUGAGUUUCCUGCAAACUCACCGCAAUCCACGAUUUUCCUUCAAUUUGCAACGAAAUUUCGAUAUCAAUCGAUUGUAAGCAAGGGUAUAAAUUUAAAACUCGCUUUCGUCAAUUUUUUUGCGGUGGGUCUGUUCUAGAAGUUUGGGAAACUUCGGUUUACGUAGGUAAUUAUGCAAACAUCCAAAACUUUUAUGAAGGGGAAAAACAAAAGGAAAAUACUACCGUGAUUUGCAUGAAGUUUUUCAUACUUUUUUCACCCAACAGGGUAAUUUUCAAUCUUUUCAUGCAAUCUCGAGAUGUUUUUUGGUUGUAAGGGUGUGAGUGGAUAGCAAGCAAACGGAAUUUCUGAAAAAACUUGUUAACAGUUUUAAACAAUGCCUCUUGCCUUCCAUUGUGCCGAAAAACGAUUUGCUUCGCUGCAUUCGGUAAUUUAAAAGCAAAUUAGACAAUUGUGAAUAUUUUAUGUAUGAUUGAAUGAACCACGGACAAGUCUGAUAUUGCUUACUAAUCACCGGGGGCUGAGAAGAAAUAAAAAUCGACAAAUUUCCGAUCCUUGUUAAAAACCUUUUAAACUUACAAGCGCGCAUACGCUGUCGCGUUUUGAAGCCGUUUUUACGAACAAUUUCAAUUGGGACGAAAAAUGCUCCACCAGCGGAAAAGCUAUACCGAGAAACAGGCGCGAAAAAUGAUCAACCCUUUCGUGGAUAGCGUGAGUUUGAAUCGGGACGGGAUGUUUCAGCCCGUAGCCAAGAAAGCCCGUAUGGUUUCAUCGCCCAAAGUGAUCUCCACAAAGCCUUCACCGUACUCCUUCACUGUGACUGACUUACAGAAAUGUCUUUUCAACGCAUCGGCCGUUCAUCCAGUUAGCACACAGGACGUAUUGGUGAAGAAAAAGGGAUCGACUUGUUUCUGGUGCGACGCUAGCUCAACAGAUCCGAGUUUCCAGUGUCCGUGUCAUCAACACGAAACUUCUGCCUCUCCACGAGCAACAAACCUGCCACUUGCUCUGAAAUCCCUUCCGCCGGAAGUGGACUUGUGUGCAUCAAGCGUUCCAGGAACGGGAUACGGUAUUUGCGCCAAGCGAGCGAUUCCUGUCGGCGCGUGGAUUGGGCCUUAUGAAGGAACAUUUAUGAAGCCUGAGGAGCUGUCUUCUGUUACAGAUACUUCGUACAUGUGGGAGAUCUUUGAAGACGGCAAACUGGCGGGAUUUGUUGACGGCAGUGACGAAAAAGUUUCAAGCUGGAUGCGUUUCAUCCGCUGUGCUCGCCACAAAGGUGAACAAAACCUGUUUGCCUUCCAGUACCUGGGAAAAGUGUACUACCGCUCUUUCAAGGCCAUCCUGCCUGGACAGGAAAUGCUGGUUUGGUACGAUGAAAAAUACCCACAAUACCUUGGCGUCCCAAGCUCAAUCUUCGAUAUGGGUCCCUUGACAGCAAAAGGAACUACAAAACAGCCAGAAAAGUUCGGCACUGUCCUUACGGAAGAAGGCCGGGUGCCAUCUGAGACACAAUAUCCACCCACCCCUCCCAGCUCAGUGCCUUCUCCCUCCAGUCCUCCGCAUUCGCCAAACAGUCAGUCAGGGAGUCAGCAACAGCCAUCUCCGACCAGAGCAAUCAGUGGUGAGCCGUUCAACGGUAUUCAGAGCGACGUUCCUUCUGCCUUCGACUUUACGUCUGCUGUGACUGGCCCUGAAAAGCCACAGCACCUGAUGCUUCAGGAGAAGUUGGUGGUUAAUCAGUCUCACCCGCUGCCAUCGCCAGAAAGUGAGACCAGCAAUCCUGCCUCACCCAUCCCUACUGAAGAUGGACAGAACAAAACUGCAAAACCAAGUCAACCCGUAUUCAGCAACAUCACUGAGCUGAGCCUGUGGAAGUGCGGCCAGUGCAAGAAGUCCUUUCCACAGAGAACCAUGCUCCAAGUUCACGUCUGCAAUGAGGCGCCAAAGAAGCCAUAUCAGUGCGGACACUGCUCGCAGAGCUUCUCACAUCCCGCCCAACUGCGCGCGCAUGCUGUCAGUCAUGCCAGUAAGAAGCCAUUCAAGUGCGGCUACUGUUCGCGUGCGUUUGCCGGGGCUACCACUCUGAACAAUCACAUAAGGACACACACUGGUGAGAGACCGUUUGUGUGUGACAAAUGCGGCAAGAAUUUCACUCAAGGAUCACAGCUUAGCAGACAUCAGAGAAUCCCUGGCGACUGUGUGGCCCGCGUUUAGAAGAAAAUAAAAGAAACACUAUGUCAGUGUGGACUAACACUGGAGUGUUGAUCGGAAACGCUUAUAGCCCAGAUCUCGUCAACUGGAGAUAUUUUUUUGUGAAUAUGGUGUAGAAAAAUGAAAGAAUGUAAAAACAAGGACACUAAAGAGUAAAGACCUUCCAUAGUUUAUAAUAAAAGAGCCAAUGACUACGAUAUUAGCCAUUUAGUUUUGAAAAUUAAUCAGGACAAGGAGCGUCUUUCAUUUUUGAAGCUUAUGAAUGCUUGUAAAAGCACUUUAACUUCGUGGUUUUAUUCUGAUCAUUGUACAACAAAU